Messenger RNA from Lates calcarifer (barramundi perch), 2543 nucleotides. RefSeq lists its product as uncharacterized. NCBI's taxonomy places the organism in Eukaryota, Metazoa, Chordata, Actinopteri, Centropomidae. Bases 515 to 1360 code for a protein of 281 amino acids. The transcript is spliced from 5 exons. The record is from RefSeq and is a predicted model, not a curated record.
GUGUGUUCGUGUGGCUUGUGUGCAUUUGGUUGUGUGUAUGUGUGUGAGUGUGCGUGUGUGAGUGUCUGAAUGCAAGCAAGUUGAUAUUAUUUUUAAUUUUCUCAACAUCUUAGAAUUAAGCUCUGGAAGUAAGUCGAGGCUGCGGUGAGUGAGCCAUCUUUAAGAGCCGCUCGAGGAAAAGAAAAAGACUUACCACAACAACGUAGAUUCUAAUGAACUCGAAAAUAACAAGUUUGCUACGCACAGCCUUUGAAAACAAGCCACAUCUACGCAGUUUAACGAAUUUCGGUGUAUCAUGUUUUUUGACACCAGCUAACUUGGAGCUAAGAGUGUGCAGCUGCUCACGGUGUUGUUUUCUGUGCUUGGCAGUUUGAAGUCAAGUGAUAAUCCCGUGUGCCUUAUUUUAAAUGUGUAAAGUCGCUCAUGUUAGCUAAUGAAGUUGUAACCGUCACAUAAGAAACAGUAGUAAAAACGUAAUUCUUGGGGAUAAGCCAUAAGCAACACAGAAAAAAAAAUGCUAAAGACGCUGACGAAGAAGCUAAGAAGACAUUCACUCAAUGAGAUUCAUCCUUUCCAGCUGAAGAUUUCAUACCAUGGCAGUGGAGAGGGAGGGGAGAGUGAUGACUCAGAAGGAGAGAACCAGGAACUUGCACAGAUUGACAGAGAGAGACGGAGAAAUUGUGCCCUCACCCCCUUGGCCACCAGCCAGCAGCACAACCAGGGUCCCCUCUCUCCAGCCCGGUUACGGCGUCUCCGCCUCCUUUUAGAUGCCAAUCUGGAUCGUCACUCGUCAGAGGAAGAGCUUGAGCGAAUCAGCUGCGGUGACAACAGGAAGUGGGUGUCUGCACUUCCCCAGCGCCACAGUGAUCACCACAGCAGCGCCUCCAGUGAUGAGGAGGUACGGGACCUCUGUGGCUGCGGGUCGCCAGCUGCCUCUGCUAGGCCUCUGGUUGAACCAGGCGCUUGCCUGGCUGCUUCCCCCAGUCCCGUGCUCUUCAGCUCUAGCCCACCACGUAGCCUCAAGCCACCCCCGAUGCGCUUUCAGCUGCAGGUGGUGCAGCCAGUGGCACGGCCCAUUAUUUUGACCCACUUUGACCAGGCAGCACCUUACAGAAAGUAUCGGCACAGCUACGGCGGGGAACCAGGAAGACCCAGUCUGGACCUUGAGAAAAUGCAACAGAAAAUGCUGCUGAAAAAGAACUGCGGAGGGAAAACUCGGACUAUAAAGAUUCGGAAUCUCACAGGCAGUCGUCCUCCACCCAGGUACACCUACGAUCCCUCCAUCUUCGCCUUCCGCUCCCUGAGCACAGUGCCCCCCUGCAGUCCCUUGACCCCGUGUGAAGAUCCUCCCUGCUCAUAAGGAAAUCCAUCCACCGCCAGAUAAUAUAACCCCCCCACCCCCACCCCCUCUUCAUUCCCAGACGGCUGCUUCCGUGUGGCUUCUGCAGCAACACCAAGGAAUGACUGUUAAGAAACUGACCGCUAGAAAGACAUUUGUUUGAUGGUCAAACUAUUGCACACUCAGGUAAUCCCACCCUGUAAACGCUGUCACUUUGAUCAUUGUUCUCCUUGUGAAAUCAGCAGGAACAUUUGGAGAAUAAAAUUGCCCAAACACAACAUUUCUAAGGAUUCUUCAGGUAUCGCAAAUGUAUAGCUGUCUCUGAAAAGAUCCUGUGAUUGGAGGAAGAAUGAUCAAGAAACAAAUCCGGACUGUGGACCAGAGGUGGUACAAAGGGACAAGGCCGACCGUUCUGAAACUUGACUUUAGUUUUGGGUUGGAUCAGUUUCAGAGGAAAUAAUGCAUGUUAGACAAUCAAAUGGUUCCAAGGUUUCUUCCUUUGAUGUGAUUACUGGACAUCUUGUAAGGCUCUUGGUAACUUCGUAUAUUAAACUCGGCGAGGUGAGUCAUCUGAUAUCUUGUUAUUGUUGAGAUGAACAUCGACAGUGGUCAAAUUGUCUGUCUGAAAAAACGAUUUCUUUGGAUGUGUGUUAUUGAAUAUGCAGGUCAUGAUGCGCUAUAACAAACAUGUUUGACUGUAGUUGAAUAGUCAACCUUUGAUGAUGUACGUUUCUUAAUGAAUUUGUCACUUUUAGUCCAGGUCAGAGUUAAGUACUUAUAUCCUCUUUCCUUGCAUGAAUUCCACUGUUUUGCAGAAAGAGAGGUAUAAUGGAAAUAAGGAAGUAUGAGAAUAGUUUGCUGCACAUUUGGCAAGUGUAACUGGUGCUGUGUUAUGCAUAGCCUACUUGUAGUGUGCCAUUGUUUUUCCACUAUUUUACCUCAUUACUUUCUAGGUAGAAGAGGACCACUGGUCUAUCUAAGACAUCCCAGUGUUUUCUAGAGAUCUCUUAAUGCCUUGAAAUCACAUUCCUGUUGUAUUGAAUGAAACUUGAGGUAGUUCUCAGCUCUCAAAAUGAGCUAAUUGAUUAAACACAAUGUCACCACUGUAACUAAAAUUUUGCCGAAGUGAAUGUAACAUUGUGACAUGUUUUUCGUCCAUUGUUGCACAAAAUGAAACAAUAAAUGCCCUGUGGCCUCUUGUUUA